This is a messenger RNA of Pyrenophora tritici-repentis Pt-1C-BFP, 1110 nucleotides long. RefSeq names its product peroxisomal membrane anchor protein (Pex14). Gene Ontology annotation, biological process: protein import into peroxisome matrix, docking. Gene Ontology annotation, cellular component: peroxisomal membrane; peroxisomal importomer complex. Gene Ontology annotation, molecular function: signaling receptor binding. Lineage: Eukaryota; Fungi; Ascomycota; Dothideomycetes; Pleosporales; Pleosporaceae. The record is from RefSeq and is a predicted model, not a curated record.
AUGGUCCGCGAGGAUCUCAUAACGUCGGCUGUAUCCUUCCUCCAGGAUCCGUCAGUUGCCAGCGCGCCCCUUGAGAAGCGCAUCGCUUUCCUGCAAUCCAAGAACCUCACUCAGGAAGAGGUCGAUAUUUCACUCGCACGUGCUGCAGAAGACCCAGGCCAGCCCGCACCUCCUCCACAGACAUCUGCGGUAUCCAACAAUGCAUACCGACCACCACCCGCCGCCCCAUAUGCAAGCUAUCCCCCCCAAGGAUACUGGCAACCGCCGCCACCACCAGAGCCGCCAAAACGCGACUGGCGAGACUACUUCAUCAUGGCCACGGUCAUGGGCGGAGUAGGAUACGGUCUUUAUUUCACAGCGAAACGAUACGUCCUACCCCUAAUACAACCACCUACGCAACCUCAACUAGAGCAAGACAAGGCGUCCGUCGACGAGUCUUUCAAGCGCGCAUUCGACCUCCUGGAACAACUCAACACCGACACAGCCGCACUCAAGGCAUCAGAGGAGGCGAGGACUUCGAGGCUUGAUGAUGCGCUUGGCGAGGUGGAAGGUGUACUCUUGAGCCUUAAGGAGUCUUCAAAGAGGCAAGGGGAUGACAACAGGCGUAUAGAGGAUGAUGUGCGCGGCUUGAGGGAUCUGAUCCCCAAGGCAUUGGAGUCUCAGAAGGAAGCGACUGACGCCAGGCUUAAGGAGUUGUCAACUGAGCUCAAGAGUCUGAAGACUCUGAUUGGCAACAGGAUGAGUGCACCUGCUGCACCACGUCCACAGAGCGCUACCUCCGGCUACUAUGGAGCCGGUCAGUCAAGCGCUGCAUCGGCGCCUGCCGUAAAUGGAACAUCCGCUGCUUCUAUAUCAACACCACAGUCAUCAUCUACCCCUGCCCCGAGCGAGUCAACAAACGGCACCAGCACUGCUGAGAGCCAGACGAACGGCAACGCAACAGCUGCAUCUGCCUCAACUCCGAGCACAGAAAAGACCCUCCCUUCCUACGGCAGGGGUCCGGCUGGACGAGCAGCUAUUCCGGUGUGGCAGAUGGCUGCCGCGAAGAAGACUGAGGAUGCGAAGAAAGACACGAGUGAGAGCGGAACAGCGACUGAAGCGAGUGCAUAG